AACAAAAACGGAGGAAACCAAUUUUCGGUGAUCUUCCAAGAAAAUGCUAAUAUCACCGACCUGAAAAUCAGUUCUCAAAAACCUCGUUCUACUCUUUUUCAUCUUCUUUAAGCUCUUAUUAUACGCGUUUGUUUCUAAGUUGCUGGCCUAACUCCCUCUCUCUCUCUCUCUUUCUCACAUUCUUUUUCUCUUUCUACAAACUUCGUCUUCUUCGGCGGUUUAUAUUUGAAUGAUCAAAGAGUUGGGAUUUGCAGAACCCAGUUCCAGAUUUUGAUAAUAUUUCAUCUUCUGGGAUUUGGGGUCGGUCCUUCGGUCACCAUGAGGAGAGGCAAAUCGGAAAAACUUGAUACGGUCCUGUCUCUAAGCAGGCAUAGAACGAUUCAGAUACUGAUUGGUGUCGGUUUUUUAUAUUUGUUCAUAGUGAGCGUGGAAAUCCCUAUUGUUUUCAAAACUGGGUUCAGUGUUGUGUCUCAGGACCCCUUGAUUCGAACGAAUAAUAGGCUCAACAGUGAGGUGAAUUUGGACCAAACAGAAGCACCGACUCGUCCUGUUGAACGCGUUUCCAUAAGAAAUUCGUUUCAGCCCAGUUCGAGUCGAGUCCCCACCAAGCGUAGGAUUCUGUCGAACUUAGUGUUCGAUCGGAAAGCGUUUGAGGCCGGGAGCAAAGACAGGGCUUCGGAGCUUUACGAGUCGGCGAAGGUUGCCUGGGAAGUGGGUAAGCAGUAUUGGGAGGAACUCGAAUCGGGAAAACUCGGGAUCGUCUCUGACAAAGACGUGAAUCGGUCCGAGUCGUGCCCGCAUUCCGUGUCUUUAUCCCGGUCGGAGUUUUCGGCUAAGAAGCAAGUCAUGGUUAUCCCAUGUGGACUGACUCUUGGUUCUCACAUAACUCUGGUGGGCAAGCCCAGAGCGGCUCAUGAGGAAGAAGAGCCAAAGAUAUCACUGUUGAAAGAUGGGUUUGAUUCGGUUAUGGUGUCUCAGUUCAAGAUGGAGUUGCAGGGGUUGAAUGCUGUGGAAGGUGAAGACCCGCCAAGGGUUUUGCAUUUCAAUCCAAGGUUGAGGGGAGACUGGAGUGGUAGGCCUGUUAUUGAGCAGAACACUUGUUAUAGGAUGCAAUGGGGCACUGCUCUGAGGUGUGAAGGGUGGAAAUCAAAAGCUGAUGAAGAAACUGUCGAUGGUCAGGUGAAGUGUGAGAAGUGGAUACGUAAUGAUGACAGUCAUUCUGAGGAGAACAAGGCAACAUGGUGGUUAUCCAGGUUGAUUGGCCGAACAAAAAAGGUGUCUGUGGACUGGCCAUUCCCAUUUGCAGAGGAGAAGCUAUUUGUUUUAACUCUUAGCGCUGGUUUGGAGGGUUAUCAUAUUAAUGUUGAUGGAAGGCAUGUUACCUCCUUUCCUUACCGCCCGGGGUUUACUCUUGAGGAUGCCACUGGACUGUCCGUGAGUGGGGACAUUGAUAUUCAUUCUGUAUUUGCUGCUGCUUUGCCCUUAUCGCAUCCUAGUUUUGCUCCACAGCAGCAUCUUGAGAUGGCAAGUAAAUGGUGUGCCCCACCUCUUCCUGAGGGUGAGGUUGAACUCUUCAUCGGCAUCCUUUCUGCGGGUAACCAUUUUGCCGAGCGAAUGGCAAUAAGGAAAUCUUGGAUGCAGCAUAGGCUUAUCAAAUCUUCAAAUGUGGUAGCUCGUUUUUUUGUAGCACUGCAUGCCAGAAAGGAAGUGAAUGCCGAGUUAAAGAAAGAAGCAGAAUUUUUUGGUGAUAUUGUUAUUGUGCCUUACAUGGAUAACUAUGACCUUGUUGUGUUGAAAACUGUGGCCAUCUGUGAAUAUGGGGUUCGAUCAGUGUCUGCUAAGUACAUUAUGAAGUGUGAUGAUGAUACGUUUGUCAGAGUUGAUGCUGUUAUCAAUGAAGCAAAAAAAGUACCUCAAGGCAGGAGUUUGUAUAUUGGAAACAUAAAUUAUUAUCAUAAGCCUCUGCGUUACGGCAAGUGGUCUGUGACAUUUGAGGAGUGGCCCGAAGAAGUUUAUCCACCUUAUGCAAAUGGACCUGGUUAUACUAUGUCGUCCGACAUUGCACACUAUAUUGUGUCCGAGUUUGGAAGACAUAAAUUAAGGUUGUUCAAGAUGGAAGAUGUAAGUAUGGGAAUGUGGGUUGAAAAAUUCAACAUUUCAAGACCAGUAGAAUAUGUUCACAGCUUUAAGUUCUGUCAAUUUGGAUGCAUAGAAGAUUAUUUCACAGCACAUUACCAAUCACCAAGGCAGAUGAUGUGCAUGUGGGACAAAUUGCAGAGACAAGUAAGGCCUCAAUGCUGCAACAUGAGAUGAUUAUGGUGGGUGGGUCGGCCAUUUUGAGAAUCUCCUUUUCUCAGACCGAAACAGAGGCAUAAGUUUUGCAGUCAUAGCAUAUCUAUAUAUUGUAUAUUCCAUAGAGAGCUUUAAAGAUCACAUCUCAACCUUCUGGGCCUGUACAAAGUUUUCCUUCCAAUCAAAUUCAUUCAUUAUUUCUUGCUCAUUGUAUCUUUUUGUCACUUUUUUGUUUGCCCUUUUUUAGCUUUAGGGCCCUCUCUUUUUCCUGAUUAUGUUUCUUCCUUCAUAAAAGUAUACAAAAAGCAAGAAAUGUAAUUUGUCAGUUUACAGUACAGCCACAAUAACAGCAGAGAAUGAGAAUCAUUAGGUUCGAAGAAUA
Messenger RNA from Humulus lupulus (European hop), 2674 nucleotides. Its product is annotated as hydroxyproline O-galactosyltransferase GALT6. Lineage: Eukaryota; Viridiplantae; Streptophyta; Magnoliopsida; Rosales; Cannabaceae. Gene Ontology annotation, cellular component: Golgi membrane. The record is from RefSeq and is a predicted model, not a curated record. Gene Ontology annotation, molecular function: galactosyltransferase activity; carbohydrate binding. The transcript is spliced from 7 exons. Bases 319 to 2313 code for a protein of 664 amino acids.